This is a messenger RNA of Cryptococcus deneoformans JEC21, 1484 nucleotides long. Its product is annotated as cytoplasm protein, putative. The record is from RefSeq and is a predicted model, not a curated record. Gene Ontology annotation, cellular component: extracellular region. Lineage: Eukaryota; Fungi; Basidiomycota; Tremellomycetes; Tremellales; Cryptococcaceae. Gene Ontology annotation, biological process: chitin catabolic process; carbohydrate metabolic process. Gene Ontology annotation, molecular function: chitin binding; chitinase activity. The transcript has 13 exons. The coding region runs from base 49 to 1407 and encodes 452 amino acids.
CAACAAUCGUUCACUUCGUUAUACAUCUGCCAUCUUGACCCUUUUCUUAUGGCUCACUCCCCAAAACCAGCCCAGUAUCCGUCCGCGAACAAGAAACCUACAUUCAAGCCGAGUCUCGCUUUCCUAGCUGUCCUCCUUCUAGCUGCUAUCGCUUUCCUCUUCACACAGAUUGAUUUCGCAUUCCCGUCGCAUCCCUGGAAGACUGUUGGAAAGCUACUGAAAGGCGGCGAACUAGAAAUGAACAAUCCGAAGCGUACUGUCGGAUACUUUGUGAACUGGGGUAUCUACGAUCGCAAAUUUUUCCCUCAAAAUAUCCCUAGCCAACACCUCACUCAUAUUAAUUAUGCCUUUGGAAAUGUGAAGAAGGAUAGCGGUGAAGUCGUAUUGAGUGACUCUUGGGCUGACGUCGAAAUCCACUACGAUGGUGAUUCGUGGGAUGAGCCUGGUACCAACCUCUAUGGCUGCUUCAAGGCUAUCUAUCUUAUGAAGAAACAGAAUCGCAACUUGAAGGUGCUGCUCUCCAUUGGUGGAUGGUCCUUCUCCCCUAAUUUUGCCGGUAUCGUACACCCCAAAUGGCGAUCAACGUUCGUACAAUCUGCUGUCAAGCUCGUGGAGGAUGUCGGUCUGGAUGGUCUCGAUAUUGAUUACGAAUACCCCAAGACUCCGCGGGACGCCGAAGCCUAUGUCGCUCUGCUUCGCGAACUUCGACAGGGACUUGAGCAACUCGCUCAAAGUAAGGGCAAGCCUCAGGGGCAGUAUCAGCUUACUAUCGCUGCUCCUUGUGGCUGGGAGCAGAUGCAAGUCUUGAGAGUGAAAGAGAUGGACCAGGUGUUGGAUUUCUGGAAUUUGAUGGCAUACGAUUUUGCGGGUUCGUGGGACUCUGUGGCAGGUCACCAAGCCAACCUUUACUCCGACAAGCCUGACGGACAGUCUGUUGAUCGAUCGGUGCGAUUCUACCUUGAGGCUGGUGUGCAUCCUACCAAGCUCGUCGUUGGAUUGCCCGUCUAUGGACGUUCUUUCGCUAACACCAAAGGAAUCGGUUCGCCUUUCUCAGGUACCGGAGAAGGGUCAUGGGAGGCAGGUAUGUGGGACUAUAAAGCCCUGCCUCAGCCCGGUGCCCAAGAAAUCAAUGACCACCGUCUGGGUGCUUCAUACAGCUACGAUCCGGCAAAGCGUUUCCUCAUUUCCUAUGAUACCCAAGCAAUCGCCCAUCAGAAAGCUUCAUACAUCGCUUAUCACGGCCUGGGCGGCGCAAUGUGGUGGGAGCUGGACUCUGACAAGCCUGAAGAAACAGGACAGGCGUUGGUGAGGACUGUGAGAGACGCGCUGGGCCAACUAGAAUGGAGGGAGAAUGAGCUGGAUUAUCCUGGUAGCAAGUACGAUAAUUUGAGGAGAAGGAUGGAGUAAGAUAUAAUGAAUGAUACAACUAUAGCAAGGUGUUGAAAUUUAGAAGAGCAUUUUCUUGCGUAAUGUGCCCGUACUUU